AUGGAAUAUUCUGCUCCUACCUUCUUGCUCAUACUCUUUUUCAUUAUUCCUCUCUUCAUCAAACUCCUCAAACACAAUGAUUCAACCAAGAAAUCAAAGAAGCCUAGGCUCCCACCAGGUCCCAAACCAUGGCCUAUCGUUGGUAACAUCCCUGAAAUGCUUGCAAACAAACCCACUUUCAGAUGGAUACAAAACAUCAUGAAUGAUCUCGAAACUGAAAUCGCAUGCAUUCGACUAGGCAACAUUCAUGUCAUCCUAGUAACUAGUCCUUCCAUUGCACGUGAAUUUUUCAUGAAACAAGAUGCGAUUUUCGCAUCACGGCCGUUGAAUUGGUCGAGUAAAUAUGUCUCAUCGGGAUACUUAACCACAACAAUAACACCCUUUGGAGAACAAUGGAAGAAAAUGAAGAGAGUCAUGGUGGAAGAAUUGAUUUCACCAAAAAGGCAUCAAUGGCUGCAUGACAAAAGGGCGGAAGAAGCCGACAACCUCGUCCGCCAUGUGUAUAACCAAACCAAGAAUGGUGGUGGCCUAGUGGAUUUGAGGAAUGUAACGAAACAAUAUGGUGGAAACUUGAUGAGGAGGUUGCUCUUCAAUAAGAGGUACUUUGGUAAUGGUAGAGAAGAUGGAGGAGCAGGUGCUGAGGAAUUGGAGUAUGUUGAAUCACUCUUCAUUGCGAUAAGGCACAUUUAUGCAUUUUCUGUUUCCGAUUAUCUUCCAUGGUUGUGGUGGCUUGAUUUUGAAGGUCAUAAAAAAAUAUUGAAGGAAGCUACUAAUACCAUAAGGAAGUACCAUGAUCCCAUAAUUGAAGAAAGGAUUCAUCAGUGGAGGAAUGGGACAAGGGCACAUCAAGAGGAUUGGCUUGAUGUUCUUAUAUCUUUGAAAGAUCCUAACAACAAUCCAUUUUUGACUCUCCAGGAAAUCAAAAGUCAAAUCAUGGAAAUUGCAGUUGGAGCAAUAGAUAAUCCAUAUAAUAAUGUUGAAUGGGUACUUUCUGAAAUGAUAAAUCAACCAGAGAUGCUUCAAAAGGCUACUCAAGAAUUGGACAGUGUGGUAGGAAAAGAGAGGUUAGUGGAAGAAUCAGAUAUUCCAAAACUCAACUAUGUGAAGGCAUGUUUAAAAGAAGGUUUUCGCCUUCACCCAAUUGCAGACUUCAAUGUUCCUCAUGUCUCAAUGGAAGAUACUAUUGUUGCCAAUUAUUUCAUCCCAAAAGGUAGCCAUAUUCUUAUUAGGAGGCAAGGUAUUGGCCACAAUCCAAGAGUUUGGGAAGAACCAUUAAAAUUUAAACCUGAAAGACAUUUGAAGAACGAUGCAUGUCGUGUGACUUUGGCUGAACCAAAUUUGGAGUUGUUCACAUUCGGUAUUGGAAGACGAAGCUGCCCUGCAAUCACACUUGGGUCUACAAUGACUAUUAUGCUCUUUGCAAGGUUGCUUCAUGGAUUCACUUGGAUUGCGCCUCCCAAUGAAUCAACCAUUGAUCUCUCUGAAUAUGAAAGGGACACCACAAAAGCUAAGCCACUAGUUGCACUGGGAAAGCCAAGAUUAUCCGUGAAAGUUUAUCAUCAGAUAAUGAAUUAAAAGAAAUUAAAUAUGUUUGAAUGAUUUGUUUGUGCUUCGUAUAUGUUAAG
Molecule: messenger RNA, 1625 nt
Organism: Arachis duranensis
Lineage: Eukaryota; Viridiplantae; Streptophyta; Magnoliopsida; Fabales; Fabaceae
Product: isoleucine N-monooxygenase 2
Exons: 2
Coding region: 1-1575 (524 amino acids)
Molecular function (GO): oxidoreductase activity, acting on paired donors, with incorporation or reduction of molecular oxygen; heme binding; iron ion binding
Source: RefSeq, a predicted model, not a curated record